CAGGACACAUGCAUCCCGACUUCGCUCAAUAAAUUGCUUCUCCUGCCAUGAGGGAACUCCGCAUAUAAUCUCUGUUCCCAGCGCCAUACCCUAUUCUCUACAUCUCUUCUACAUCUCUUGCGGGUGCGAUCUGCCCUGCAUCAUCUGGUCUGACCUGCGUUAGUCCCACGCGCCAUAAUGCUUCCCUACAUCAAUGCACCAUUCAACUAUGUAUCCAAUGCGCUUGGAACAUCUACCGAUGAAUUGAAAUUCGUUUUUACGUGGUACCUGUCUUACCCUCUUGCUGGUGUCCUGAAGCGCAUACCGGACAAGGAGCCUUGGAAGAAGAAUGCAUUCAUCAUAGGUGUCGCUCUUUUCUACUUGGUGGGCCUGUUCAAUCUCUGGAACGGUCUCUUGACCCUUACCAUUAGCGCUGGAGGCGCCUACUUGAUCUCAGCGAAGAUCCAGUCGCCCUAUAUGCCAUGGAUUGGCUUUGUGUUCCUCAUGGGGCAUAUGUCUGUUAGCCAUAUCUACCGCCAGAGGGCCAACGAUCCAUCGAGUGUAGAUAUCACUGGUGCGCAAAUGGUUAUGAUAAUGAAGCUUACUGCAUUCUGCUGGAACGUUCAGGAUGGCAAACUACCUGAUUCUGAGCUGUCCGAAUUUCAAAAGGAGCACGCUAUCCGCAAGCUACCAGGACUCCUCGACUACGCUGCCUACGUGCUCUUCUUUCCAAGUCUACUAGCUGGCCCAGCAUUUGACUAUUGUGACUAUAGCCGUUAUAUAUCGACGACUAUGUUUACGCUGCCCCCUGGGACAGAUCCUUCGAAGGCUCCUCCUACUCGCAAGAAGCGCAAAAUUCCACGAAGUGGCACUCCGGCUGCAAUCAAGGCUAUCUAUGGGACAAUAUGGAUUGUCCUGUUCCUCAAAUUCUCUGGGUGGUAUAAUACUACCGAACUCCUUAGUCCCAAGUAUAUGACAUACUGGUUCCCACGUCGAGUGUUUGGGCUGUACAUGCUCGGGAUCACCACUCGUAUGAAGUACUACGGUUGCUGGAGUCUGGCUGAAGGCGCGUGCAUUCUGUCUGGUAUCGGUUAUAACGGGAUUGACUCUGUUACCGGCCGCGCAAAGUGGGAUCGCCUCACCAACAUCAAGCCGAUGGAGAUUGAACUCGCCCAAAACACGCGUGCUUUCCUAGGCGGAUGGAACAUCAACACGAAUCUCUGGCUGAGGAAUUACAUGUACCUCCGCGUCACGCCAAAGGGCAAGAAACCUGGAUUCCGUGCCACUCUGGCAACCUUUGUGACCAGCGCAUUCUGGCACGGUUUCUACCCCGGAUAUUACCUUUCAUUCGUUUUGGCAUCUUUCCUACAGACCAUUGCAAAGAAUGGACGCCGACUUGUACGCCCCCUUUUCCUCACACCUGAUGGCAAAGCCCCCCUCCCCUCGAAGAAGUACUAUGACAUCUUCACCAUCUUCCUUACCCAAGCAGCUUUCGCCUUUACGACCGCGCCAUUCGUAUUUCUGUCUUUCACAGACUCAAUCACUAUCUGGGCUCGUGUCUACUUCUACACCUUGAUUGGCACCGCCGCCUCGUUUGCUCUUUUCUCUCGCUCGCUUCCUUUCCGGCAACAACUCAUCAAGCGCCAACAAACUCGCCAACCCCCAGCCCCACCUAUCGACGUAUCCACCAUCGAAAAGGCCGCAAGGGAGGAAGUGCAAAAAGACAAAACGCUGCACCGUGAGGGCUCGGAUGCAGAUAGCUUGCAUCAACGUGCUCCAACACUCGGCCUUCCAGAUGAUCCCGAGAGGGAAAUACAAGAGAUCGUGGAUGAGGUUAGGAGAGAGAUCGAUGAGAGGAGAAGGCGGGGCAGCUUGUCGGCACAGAGCAUCGAUGUCAAGAAGGCUGUCCAGCAGAAGAUCAAAGAGUUCCAGAGAAAGUAAUUGCAAGGUGUUGUUGGCCAGCGGGGCCAGCGGGGCAUUGAGGUCAUAGAUCACAUCGAUGUCUAGAUGAAUCAUAGCGCAGUAACUGGAAGUAUACGUGACAUGGGCGGAUGAAUUAUCAUGCAUAACUUCGGCGAUUGAUAGCAUAAUCUUGUUUCUUUUCAAAGCCUCUAUUUCGAUCAUAGAGCCUGCUAUGUACUGUUUCUCCUCUAGAUAACAAUAGUUCAUGUAAAACAACACUGAC
Messenger RNA from Aaosphaeria arxii CBS 175.79, 2164 nucleotides. Its product is annotated as MBOAT-domain-containing protein. Lineage: Eukaryota; Fungi; Ascomycota; Dothideomycetes; Pleosporales. Gene Ontology annotation, cellular component: endoplasmic reticulum; membrane. Gene Ontology annotation, molecular function: 1-acylglycerol-3-phosphate O-acyltransferase activity; 1-acylglycerophosphocholine O-acyltransferase activity. The record is from RefSeq and is a predicted model, not a curated record. Gene Ontology annotation, biological process: glycerophospholipid biosynthetic process; lipid modification. The transcript has 7 exons. The coding region runs from base 178 to 1920 and encodes 580 amino acids.